Molecule: messenger RNA, 1129 nt
Organism: Trematosphaeria pertusa
Lineage: Eukaryota; Fungi; Ascomycota; Dothideomycetes; Pleosporales; Trematosphaeriaceae
Exons: 3
Coding region: 308-1129 (273 amino acids)
Source: RefSeq, a predicted model, not a curated record
GCGGCAAUUUCCGUCCAGCCACCAGCCUCACGUCAAUGUUCAGCUCCGUCACUGCUCUUCAGCCUGCCGUUCCGAAAUUGUACUCACCUGCAGGUGACUCGCUAAUCCAGACCAUUCAUUCGUGCACCCAUUUAAGCCUGCCUGGGCAGGCUUUAUUCUGACGACAAGGCUGACUUCCAGUAUGUACAUUUGCAGGCUGAAGUUCAUUACGCUGGCUCUUCAGUUGCUUCCCACCGAUUUCCACUACUCUCUACAUUCAGAUUCGAGCGGUUGCUAUUGACAUACGUUCUAAUUCCGCCUACCACUCAUGGAGUCGUUCACCUUCGCUUCCAAUUUUACGACUCCGACUUAUCCUCAGCCUUGGGCGGAGAUCACAGAAGCGCCGGGGAUGCUAGUGUGGACCUCGACUUUCGGCGUGUACCCACCAUUAAAUUGCCUCUCCGGAAGGUGGUAUAGCGUCUCUAGCUAUGCUCGCUGUGAUACAGAACUUCAAGACGACGCUGUGCAAGACCCGUAUCGCGACAGCGGCGUGAUGGCGAAUGACCAGUUCCGCCUUGUUAACGGUGUCAUACCCAGCACCGCAUCCGGCAGCGAGUCACUCUGCCUGGUGGGUGCCAUAUAUAACAGUACGGGAGAGCGCGCUCCAAAGCACCAUACCGGUUACUGGCCCUCAUGGACCGGUCGUAAUUGGGAGGCUACACAAACGGCACGGUCCCAAAAGAGAAAUGAUACUUCGAAUGUGCUGAAUGGUGGCUCUCUCGCGGGAAUUAUCAUCGGAGUUAUUUUCAGCUUUUGCGGACUCAUCUUUGGUAUCUUUCUGUCUGUCUGGCUCACUCUCCGACGGAUGGCAGCGCAUGCAGAGCGGAUGUCAUCUACACUUCGCAGUGUACAUGUUGAGUGCGGUCACGAUGCGAAUCCCUUGGAUACGCCUGCAGAAGCUCCCGGCACCAAGAGUGGGAGGGCCUGCGGUAUGGAGAACAGAGGCAGGGUUUCAGCUCCGGCGAGGAAUGAACCGGACGGCGUGAGAGAACCAGUGCGAGCCACGAGUGAUCUGGUACGAGGGCAGGAGCGUGCGAUGUGUCUGGAGAACGUGUCCGCAGCCGCGGCGCUCGAUCGAAGGGUUGUCUAA